Phragmites australis (common reed) is the source of this 1856-nucleotide messenger RNA. Its product is annotated as aspartic proteinase 36-like. The transcript is spliced from 10 exons. Gene Ontology annotation, biological process: proteolysis. The record is from RefSeq and is a predicted model, not a curated record. Bases 151 to 1635 code for a protein of 494 amino acids. Lineage: Eukaryota; Viridiplantae; Streptophyta; Magnoliopsida; Poales; Poaceae. Gene Ontology annotation, molecular function: aspartic-type endopeptidase activity.
AAGGAACGCCAAUUUAAUAUUCCCUCUUCUUUUCCUCUUCCCUCUUUUCCGCCGCCUUCCCCAUACGCGUACACAUACCCAUACGCCUCGCCGCUCGCCGGAGGAGGAGGAAAACGAACCGAGCUAAGCAAGCCCAGACUGAUCAAAUCGAUGGCACCGCCGUACCGCGCCUCUAGCUUCUUCUUGCUCGUCGUCGCGCUGACGGCGCUCGCCCCCGCACCUGCGGCCGCCACCGGCGUGUUCCGGGUGCGCCGCAAGUUCCCGCGCGACGGAGACGCUGAAGGCGUGGAGGGGGAGCACCUCGCGGCGCUGCGGAGGCACGACGCCCGGCGCCACGGGCGGCUACUGGGCGCCGUCGACCUGCCCCUCGGCGGCGUCGGCCUCCCCACCGAGACCGGCCUGUACUACACGCGGAUUGGGAUCGGCGCGCCGGCCAAGGGCUACUACGUGCAGGUGGACACCGGCAGCGACAUCCUCUGGGUCAACUGCAUCCGCUGCGACGGCUGCCCCACCCGGAGCGGCCUUGGGAUAGAGCUGACGCAGUACGACCCCGCGGGGAGCGGGGUCGCGGUGGCGUGCGACCAGGAGUUCUGCGUGGCCAACUACGGCGGCGUGCCGCCCACCUGCUCCUCGACAUCGCCAUGCCGGUUCAGGAUCACCUACGGAGACGGGAGCUCAACCACCGGGUUCUUUGUCACCGACUUCCUGCAGUACGACCAGGUGUCCGGCGACGGCCAGACCACCCCGUCCAAUGCGAGCGUCACAUUUGGGUGUGGUGCUCAGCUUGGUGGGGAUUUGGGAUCCUCAAACCAGGCCCUUGAUGGGAUUCUUGGUUUCGGUCAAUCGAAUUCGUCGGUGCUAUCGCAGCUGGCUGCUGCUGGAAAAGUGAGAAAGAUUUUUGCUCACUGCUUGGACACUGUGAACGGUGGUGGUAUUUUUGCAAUUGGGAAUGUGGUACAGCCGAAAGUGAAGACAACGCCGUUGGUGCCCAACAUGCCACAUUACAAUGUCAACUUGAAAGCAAUUGCUGUUGGUGGUGCCACGCUGCAGCUUCCAACAAAUACUUUUGAUAUAGGUGAAAGUAAAGGUACUAUCAUUGAUAGCGGCACAACGUUAGCCUAUCUCCCGGAGUCAAUUUAUAAGACUAUGAUGGCUGCGGUAUUUGAUAAGCAUCAGGAUAUCUACCUCCGUAAUUACCAAGACUUUAGCUGUUUCAAGUUUUCUGGAAGUGUAGAUGACGGAUUUCCCAUAAUCACUUUUCAUUUUGAGGGGGACCUUAUACUGAAUGUUUACCCACAUGAUUAUCUAUUCCAAAAUGGGAAUGAUUUUUACUGUGUGGGGUUCCUGAAUGGAGGACUGCAGACCAAGGAUGGGAAAGAUAUCGUGCUCUUGGGAGACUUGGUCCUCUCAAAUAAACUAGUCGUUUACGACUUGGAAAAUCAAACUAUCGGCUGGACAGACUACAACUGCUCCUCAAGCAUUAAAAUUAAGGAUGACAAUACUGGCUCAAUAUACACCGUUGACGCACAUAACAUCUCCUCUGGGUGGAGAUUUCAGUGGCAGAAAUCCCUGAUUUUAUUAGUAACAAUGAUAUGCAGCUAUUUUAAUGUUCUAGCCUGCCCUUGGAAUCUUUGAUGUACAACAUGGAAGUUGUAUUCUGUAAGAAUUUUUUUAUAGAGUUUUGUUCUUACAAAAAGAAAAGGAAAGAGCUUUAGAUUGUAAAAACUAGUUUAGUGGGAGAGGGAUUUAUGGUCUGCUUUGGCUACAGAAAUUGCCUAAGAGUCAUUGUAACAAUGAUCAAAUAAUGAACAAAGUUACAAAUCGCCCCUUGGGACUGGCCAUGUUAAGUACAGCAA